UCUCAGACUCGAAGUGUUCGGACAUGUAUUGGAAUAUUUCUGACCAAAUUGAAGUCUGGUUUAUCCAAUAAACUUUUAUCAACACUUUUUAAUCUUGGUAAAGAUUCUGUUAGACGUGCUAUUGCAUCAGCUAGAAAAUUCUUGUCUGACAAUUUUGUUCCCUCUAAUCUAGGAUUUAAUCAUAUAAGUAGGGAAGAGGUUAUAACAUCGCAUACUCGACCUCUAGCACAAUCACUGUUUGGAAAAGGAAUGUAUCCAGCAAUUAUAGUCGCAGAUGGCACUUAUAUUUAUAUCCAGAAAAGUUCACAAUUCAAGUUCCAACGUAAAUGCUAUAGUAUGCACAAACAUCGACCAUUGGUUAAACCAAUGGUCUUUGUAACAACUUCUGGUUACAUUAUAAGUGUAAUUGGACCGUACUUUAGCGACGGCAAAAACAACGAUGCACAAAUAAUGAAGCACAUCAUUCAACAUGACAUUGAGGAAUUUAAAGAAUGGGUGACUGAGGAUGACAUUAUGAUUGUCGACCGGGGUUUCCGAGAUGCACUUGACUUACUGCAAGAAAUGGGUAUCCAAACAAAAAUGCCAGCUUUUAAUAAAAAAGGGGAGUCUCAACUUCCAGUUGAAGACAGCAACGUAACAAGACUAGUUACAAAAAUCCGUUGGGUGGUAGAGUCCGUGAAUGGCCGCAUUAAGUCAUGGAAAUAUCUAGAUAGAGUUCUACCAAAUAGCCAGAUUCCAUUUGUAUCUGAUUAUGUCAAUAUUGCCUGUGCAAUCAUGAAUAAAUAUUGGCAAGAACUAAAUACAGGGGACUCAGAACAAGAUGAACAAUUGGCGUCUAAAAUGCUUUAUCUUUCAAAGCAAAAGAACUUACUCCAUGAGAAAAUAAUAGAGGAAGGCCUUGACAAACGUUCUUGUAAAUGGCAAAAGAUUGAUGCUUCAUCCGCCCCUACUUUUCCCCGUUUAUCAGAAGAAGAUAUAAGAAAUAUUACUGUUGGAGUCUACCAACUAAAACUUGCUCCAAGUUAUACAAGAGAACACCUAGAUGACGAUGGUAAUUAUGAAGUUUUUACAUGUGACCAUGAAGAGAAUCUUUUGUGUGCUAAAAUUCAAUCAAGACAUAUAUCAUCAAAAUGCUAUCGUGUAUGGGUUAAAUAUGAUGACAUUAGUGUCGUGGGUUGGUAUUGCCAGUGCAAAGCCGGAAGUCGUGUUGUAGGAACCUGCUCUCAUGUUACGGCCUUAAUUUGGUAUCUUGGUAUUGGAAAGUACACGGAUAGAAUUUUUGAAAACUGUCGUGAUUGGAGCAAAUAUCUUCUUGAUGCUCGUAACCUGCCAGAUCCAGUUACUGUUGACGAAAGUGACAACGAGGAAGCAAAUGAUGAAGAGUGAAUGACGUGAAAAUUCAUUAUUUGUUUUUUAAUUUGAAAGAAAUGACAAAACGUUUA
Molecule: messenger RNA, 1442 nt
Organism: Mytilus californianus (California mussel)
Lineage: Eukaryota; Metazoa; Mollusca; Bivalvia; Mytilida; Mytilidae
Exons: 1
Coding region: 250-1386 (378 amino acids)
Molecular function (GO): zinc ion binding
Source: RefSeq, a predicted model, not a curated record